Messenger RNA from Piliocolobus tephrosceles (Ugandan red Colobus), 1294 nucleotides. RefSeq names its product PRAME nuclear receptor transcriptional regulator (gene PRAME). Gene Ontology annotation, molecular function: protein binding. Gene Ontology annotation, cellular component: cytoplasm. Lineage: Eukaryota; Metazoa; Chordata; Mammalia; Primates; Cercopithecidae. The record is from RefSeq and is a predicted model, not a curated record.
CUUGGUGCAGGCCUGGCCCUUCCCCUUUCUCCGUCUGGGCUCUCUGAUAGUGCAGUGGCCCAACCAAGACAGCCUGCAAGCUGUGGUGGAUGGGCUGGAGGCCUUUUCUGCCCACAGGGCUUGUCCCAGGAAGUCAGAACUGAGGAUGCUGGAUUUCACCCUGGACUCUGAGCAAGUCCACAGUAAAGGGGCUUCUGAAGCCUUGGCCAAGUUCCCAUUUUGGUUACCAUCAACAGUCAAGGCAGAGAUGCCCCAGGCCGCGGCCAGGCCCAAGCCAACAGAGAAUAUGAAAAAAGGACCAAAGCAGCCAUGGGAAGCAGUGGAAAUACACGUUGAUCUUUUCCUACGAGGCCCCUUCAAGUUAGAUAAGUUCCUCUCCAGCCUCCUGACGAAAGUGGAACAGAGCCACGGGGCCCUGCAUCUCUGCUGUAGGAAGUUGCACAUUGAGGAGAUGCCCUUCCACAGUCUGCUGGGGAUCCUGAAGACACUCAAGCUGGAUUUCAUCCAGGAGCUGGAGGUGUUUGACUGGUUUGACUGGUUCUGGGCAUUGUCAGAUCCAAACCUAUCUGCAACACAGCUGGGAAGGAUCUUCAACCUGCGCAGCCUCAAACUCAUCUACUACAACUGGGCCUUCUCCUCACGGGGCGAGCGGCCCUCCAGCUACUUCCUCUCACAGCUGACCAGGCUGGGCCACCUCCAGAAGCUGCACCUGUCUUACUCCUACCUUUCAGGCAACCUACAUUAUGUACUCAGCUGUCUGUGGGUUCCACUGCAUUCCCUGGAGAUCUGCUACUGCAGGCUUCUCGACACUGACAUCACCUACUUGUCCCAGAGCCCUCAUACCACUUGCCUGAAGAAGCUGGAUCUGAGUGGCAACAACCUGUCCUACAUGAUCCCUAGGCCCUUGGGGACUCUGCUGAGGGAGGUCUCAGGGACGCUGCAGCACUUAGACCUGAACCACUGCCGGCUGAAGGAUGCCCACCUCAAUGCCCUCCUGCCUGCCCUGUGCCGCUGCUCCCACCUCAGUUCCCUGAGCCUCUCCGACAACCCCAUCUCCAGUGCCUGCCUCCUGAGCCUGCUGGAGCACACAACGGGGCUGAUGGAGCUGAAGCAGGUACUCUAUCCUAUCCCAGUCGACUGCUGCAUGUACCUGCAUGGCCUCUCCUGGGGUCCCGUGAACAAGGACAAGCUGCGCCAGUUGCAGGCUGAGAUACAGAAGCAGCUGCAGGCCAUGCAGCGGGCUGACAUGCAGUGGAGCCCCGCUGCCCUUGCUUAUGCAGCUGGUGCAGUUUGA